GAGACGUGUGCGAGACGGCCUCGCACUCAGUGUCCCGCCAUGUUUUUCACUAGCUGGGUUGUGUAGAGAAGGCCGGGGUGGAAAUCAUCUUUCUCGGGGCAUGCAGAGUCAAAAUGGGAAGGAAACAAUUCUUCUCGUUUUGUAUUGAGGCCUGUCAUUCUUGCGACGACAACGAAUCCCAAACCAUUCAAGCGUCAAAAAGAAAAGCCUCGGAUUAAAGGAAACAUCACAAGUAUAAAGUACUUGUACUUACCCAGCCAGCAAUCAUAAAGAAAAAAAGGAGGAAAAAAAAAGAAGAAAAAAAAAAUACGAAACCGAAAACAGCUAGCAAUACAUGCAUGUAUAUGUGUGUGUAUAUAUAGGACCGACAAAACUCACUCGUAUAUCUAUAUACACACACAUAUAUCAACGAAACUGCUCUACACAGGCAUCGUAAACGAAAAAGUGGAACCUUGGUGGCAGAAAAGGAAGAAGCAAAAAAGUAAGGAAAUACAUUCAAGUCGCAAGGAAACGAGACAGCCUACAAUAACAUGCAGCCAGAUGAGAAAAUGAUUUAACAAGUAAAAGGGGGAAGAUGAUCAAGCCGGAGACGAGAAAAGUGCGGCAAGCUCUCGGUGGGCCAAGGAGGCGACCAGCUUAUCGGAACAGUGCGGAGAUAUGAGAAACCCGGGGUUGCACCUGGUCGGGAUAGCGGCGUCCCCAGGCGGCGGAGGCCUCUUCCGCACCAGGGCCGAGGAGGAGUUGCGCCAGUGGUUGGAGCAGCGCCUGGACGCUUUGGGGAUCGACCCGGUUGCGUACUCGCGCUUCGUUCUCAGCUUUUUGCGUCACCCUGACUCGGCCCUCACUCCACCCCUCGAUGCAUCAGCCGGUGACAUCAAUUACAAAGGAACAACAACAACAGCUAACAAUACAAACGUUGCUGCCGCUGCCAACGGGCGUCGCUCAAAAGCCGCUAGGGCCCGCUCCUCCAAACUGCCACUACAGGGCGACAAGGAGCAACGUCGUGCCGUCGUCCAAUGCCUUAAAAGUGCUGCUGAUCAGAAGUGCGGAGUCGAGACUUUGGUGGACGAGCUUUGCGCCAAACUGAAAGAUCUCGAGGGUGGCAACUCCAAAGGUCAACAGGAAGAAUCGGAAACUGCCACUGAUACCGAGCCAAGGGUACCCUUCGAGACUCUCACUCCUCACGACCGGGCUUUGAGAUACUACGCGGCAUUCCCGGCCCUGCAACCGGUUGUUACCACUCCCAAGAAACUUCCUCACUGGUACAAAGAACCCAACUUGGAGAAUCACGACGCAAACAACGCCAACAACAAUAACUAUUACUGUAACAACAACAACAACAACAACAACAACAACAACAACAACAACAACAACAACAACAACAACAACAACAAAACUCGUCAGAAGAGAAACAAGCUUUCUAUGCCUGCUGAACUACCAUUGAGAAGAGAAAACGAAGAUUUGGCGUUUGACGAAACGAUGGAGCAAAAACACAAUGAACAAGAACAGAUGAAUGCCCCCUACGAGUUGCAAUUGGCCCAGUUGGAAGCCAAGUUCGAUCAGAGCUUGGAGGCGCUGUGGGACGACGGGCCCGGGAUCUCUCGAGACACCGACUCUAUAUGGAAAGCCCCAUCGCUGUCCAUAUUUUCCGGGCCCUCUUGGCCCAUAAAAAACGUCAGUGACGCGUCAUUUCCGUCUGUAACGUUAGAAAAAUGCGUCCUGGAAAGUCCGCUCUAUCAAACGCUGCAGCAACACGUUGAAGACUCGCCGCUUAUCCCGUUGGACAUUCAUCUGUUUAACAUCGAAGAUCGCUCGCACGAUUCACCUGAUAUCAAAAGUACCUCACAAACGAAUCUAUUUUUGCCCGACUCGGUUAAGGAUAAUUCUUGGUAUUGGGGUGACUUGAGCCGCGAGAGUCCCCGAAAAACCGGCUUUUUCCCAGUCAUUCCGUGCAAAAGUCCCGCAAUUGCCGACAAAGAUCAUCGGUCCCCAUCGAUCAAUCUACAAAAGCUCACCAGCUUACCGGAGCCAGACGAAGACUUGCUAACCUCAGCCCGCACACAUUUUCGCCCGAUCAAAGAGGACGGCAACUGGACCGACGGCACCACGUUUCCCGUGAACAAUGCUCUGGAACGAGUCGCUUAUCGCAGGUCAGACUCGGGAAAUUUGUUAUACCUUCCCGACGGCGAGAGCCCGUACAUGGAAUAUCGAGAGAAUCUGAGCGCACCGAUCGCCGUAGCUGUACCCUCGAACCUGACCCUGAAAUUUAGGGUUCGCCAGUGCGACAAGGGCAUACAGACCGAGCCCGUUCGUUCUCCGAUCAAACGUCGAAUCUUGUCUGAGAAAGAUCGCUUGUAUUACUCGUUGAAUACCGACGGGGACAUUAUUCAUGCGAACGAUAGCGACGAUGUUGAAAAGGAUUCCUUUGAUCUGGAACAAACGAAUUGGGCCGAUCAGCCCGUAAUGCUUCUACGAAACGAAAGGAAAAGAAGGCACAGCAGCAGUUUCAAGGCUAGACCGCUGGCAGUGUUGCGUCCGUUGACACUUUAAAGUUGAAUAACGUGGUCUUGUGGAGGACGUGAUCCACUGUAAGGAAGAGGCAAAUUAUUUUGUUUUUAGUUUAGUUAUUUAUCGCCGCGAAUCGCUAAAUACAAUUAAUUUUAAAG
Molecule: messenger RNA, 2666 nt
Organism: Copidosoma floridanum
Lineage: Eukaryota; Metazoa; Arthropoda; Insecta; Hymenoptera; Encyrtidae
Source: RefSeq, a predicted model, not a curated record